AAAAGCUUUGUUAAAACACCGGUUCGUUCACGAAAUAAACCUCACUAUAAUAGUCAUGUGUGACUUAAAGUAAACAGUGCAAUGACACUUAUCAAAGUCCAACUCUAGAUUUACUUUAGUGGACGACUGCGGAAAAUGUUGGUACAUCAAGGUGUUGAGCUGGAAACGCCUCCCUCAGGACUUGAGAGAGAGUUUAAUACUCUUUUUAAUUCUGAUGCUCUGCAAUUUCUCUCUGAACUCAUCUCUGUCUUCCAAGCAGAGGUUGACAAGGUUUUGAAUCUACGAGUUCUCCGGAAAGUUCAGUUGGAUCUGACUGGAGAGUUGCCAGGCUUUCUAAAGUACACAGCUCACAUCCGAAAUGAUCCCAGCUGGAGAGUGAGUCCAGUUCCAGACCGAUUACACUGCAGACAUGUAGACGUUGGUGACCUUUCACCCUGUGAUGCACAACGACUCAUCAAAGGACUCAAAUCUACUGCCCAAGGGUUACAGAUCGAUUUUGAUGAUGGGAACUGUCCAACAUAUCGCAAUCAAAUAAAGGGCAUUUACAAUGUUUAUCAGGCUGUGCACAACAGGUUUCAGGAUGUACCACCCAUUUCUCAGGCUCCAGUGCUGAUGCUCCGCCCUCGAGCAUGGAACAUGGUGGAGCACAAUAUGAUGGUGAAUGGUCGAGAGGUUCCAGGUCCACUGUUUGAUUUUGGUCUGCUGAUGUUUCAUAAUGCAAAACUACUUCUUCAAAACCAGAGUGGCCCUUUUUUCUACUUGUCCAAGGUUGAAAGCUACAUGGAGGCCAGACUCUGGAGUCAGAUUUUUUUCUGGACUGAGAAGAAGCUUGGCCUGCCAGCGGGCUGUAUAAAGGCCACCGUGUUGAUCGAGUGUGUCCUGGCAUCGUUCGAGAUGGAGGAGAUUUUGUACGAGCUCAAGGAGCACUCUGCUGGUCUAAACUGUGGCAUCUGGGAUUACUCCGCUUCCUUUGUCAACAAAUUCGGUCAUCGAGCUGAUUUCCUCCUCCCUGAUCGCAGUAAGUAUGUGGAUAUGGAGAAGCGGUUCCUGCACAGCUACAUGGAUCUUCUGGUGCAGACGUGUCACCGCAGGGGUGCCCUAGCAACAGGUGGCAUGGCAGCAUUGCUGUUGCCUAGAGAAAAAGAGAGUGACCUCUACAAGACUGUACUCAGAACUGUCACCAGACUUAAAUUACUGGAGAUCAAGGCAGGAGUUGAUGGGUUCAUGGUCUACGACAUGGACCUGAUUGAGCCCAUGCAAAAACUGUUUCAGCUUCACUCUCAUGGUCAGAAUCAACUCCUGCAGCUGCGUGAAGACAUCACUGUGACCCCUGAAGACUUGCUCACUAUGCCUCCAGGAGGAGUAACACUUUACGGACUGAGGUAUAACAUUGCUGUAGGAAUCCUCUUCAUUGAAGCCUGGCUUUCAGGUAGAGGUCAUUUCUUCUAUCUGGGGAAGGUUGAGGACUCGGCAACAGCAGAGAUAUCCAGAUCUCAGGUUUGGCAGUGGAUCCGGCACCAAGUGAGACUGGAGGAUGAUGGGGCAGCAGUGACCCGAGCUCUUGUCAGCAGUUUGGCUGAAGGUUUGACAGAAGAUCUGAAGGCAGCCAUAUAUUGCCAAACAAGCAGGGACAAAAAGAGGUUGAUGACUGCUGUGUCCAUGUUUAUAGAAAUAGUGCAGAAGAAUGAUUUCCCAGAGUUCCUCACCACAUACCUUAACCUGGACCACACUUUCCUCAGCUCUCAGAGCCAACAUGAGAACGGACAGACAGACACGGUGCCCAAAGCCAGACUCUAGCCUGCCGAAAUGAAUUACUUCUACAUCACAAGCAAAAUAAUACAAUCAUGAACGCUUUUUGUCUUAAGAUUUGUUAACUCACAAACUCUCUAUACCAAAUUUUAGACAAAUAAUUAUGAAGAUGGUUUAUGAGAGUAAAAAAAAAAAAAAAAAAAGGACAGGAAAUUUACUUCAGUUUACCUAUAGCACAGUGAUUCUCAACCAGGAUACCUCAAGAUGACUUAAAGCCAAAAUAUACCAAUAAGGCA
Molecule: messenger RNA, 2045 nt
Organism: Carassius carassius (crucian carp)
Lineage: Eukaryota; Metazoa; Chordata; Actinopteri; Cypriniformes; Cyprinidae
Gene: ugl
Product: ureidoglycolate lyase
Exons: 15
Coding region: 136-1797 (553 amino acids)
Biological process (GO): glyoxylate cycle
Cellular component (GO): cytoplasm
Molecular function (GO): malate synthase activity
Source: RefSeq, a predicted model, not a curated record